Messenger RNA from Cotesia glomerata, 830 nucleotides. Its product is annotated as mitochondrial fission process protein 1. The coding region runs from base 162 to 659 and encodes 165 amino acids. The record is from RefSeq and is a predicted model, not a curated record. Lineage: Eukaryota; Metazoa; Arthropoda; Insecta; Hymenoptera; Braconidae. Gene Ontology annotation, biological process: mitochondrial fission. The transcript is spliced from 3 exons. Gene Ontology annotation, cellular component: mitochondrion.
UUCAGUGUCAUGAACAUAUGUUAUGAAAAAUGGCGGCAAUUGUAAUCAAUAACAUUUAAAUAUAUAAGAGCUUUGCGAAUUGUUGUUAACUUGCACACAUAACUUUAAUAAAAAUAAUUCCGCACAAAUUUAUUUAUAAACUGGAUAAAUACAAUUACAAAAUGAAGGUAGAGGAUGAUAGCACUGAAGUUGACAUUUUUCGUGAUACUUCCUUGAGAUAUUUAGGUUAUACGAAUGAAGUCGGUGAAGCUUUUAGAAGUAUUGUUCCUAAAUCUAUUGUCUGGAUAAGCUAUGUUAUUGCCAGUGGUUAUGUUGUUGCCGAUACAGCUCAUAAAGGGAUCAAAGAAUAUGGAAAAAGUGGAGCGAAAAAUAAAAAUAAACGGAUUUUCCUUUCUGCAUCUGAUACGUUAAUAUGGCAGAGCUUUGCAUCAGUGAUAAUUCCUGGUUUGGUUAUCAACAGAAUUUGUGCCGGGGUUCGUUUUAUGCAAAGAAAUGCUAAAAGUCCAAUAAUGAGGAAUCCGUGGAUGUCGACUAUCGUUGGACUCAUUUCUAUUCCACUAAUAAUUCAUCCUAUUGAUGAUGGAGUUGAAAGAACUAUGGACUCAACAUAUAGACAGUGGACUGGUUACCAUCCACUAAAGGAAAUAGAAAAUAAAUAGUCAAUAACUUGUUAAAUUAAAAUUUCAAGACAAUACGAAAGUGUAGUUCAAAUUCAAGUUAAUAGUAUUAAAGAAAUUGGACAUUCCGGUGUAAAUGUUAUUUCGUUAUAACUAAAAUAGUUUAUAUUGCAUAUUAUGUCAAUUUUAUUGAAUAAAAUGUAUAUUUUAUUA